CAGUUCUCCAGUGCGUACAGUGCGACUUGAUGACCGUCCACUUGUUACUCCCCAAGAACGCACGAGACGUGGACAAAUGGUGAUCACGCAUUGAGACGCACAUGGUACUAGACAGUUGGAUCACUGGAAGGAUACGUGGAAAAGUUAUGGAAACCUAGCAAAAAAGAAGAGCCGUCAGAUCUGAUUUAUGUAAUCACAGAAAAGGUUAUGCGGAUUAUCAGCAGAUGGAUCGAUUAACAAGGAUUAUUCUAGGAAGAGAAGUGGACCGCCUAGGAUUCAACAUUAAAAGGAAAGAUAUUUGGGAACUUUUCCGGGCUCCGGCUCCAUAACUGGUCAUCUGCAGUGAUGAUUUUGGCAGUGGAACCAAAGAGGAAAUACGCAAGAUCUUUCCCGAAAAAUCAAGUGUCACAAAAAAUCCCUCCAAUAGUGCCUAUGUUCGAGGUUCGGUGACAUGAUGUCCUUGCCCCGCUCCCUUCCCCCUGUCCCUGUACUCUCCCUCUUAUACCUCAUCCUUUCUUUGCUCCUUUCUUCUUCCCUUUCUCACUCCCCUCUGCGCUGGACUUCUUCUCAGGACCCCUGUUAUCACUUGGACGGGCGUCCCAGGCACUGCCUGUCAGAAUUCAUCAAUGCUGCGUAUGGUGUUCCAGUUCAUGCCGGUGAUUCCUGGGGUGGGAUUGAGAAAAAUGCCAGCGCUCUCACAGACCUCCACAAUCCCCACAACCUGACCUGCUGGGUCGGGGAGGGGACUGGGGGAGACUGGACCUUAACGGUGCCCCUGGGCCGCCGUUUUGAGGUCACCUACAUCAGCCUGCAGUUCUGCCAGCAGGGGGAGCUGCCAGACUCUCUCUCUAUCUCCAUCCUCAAGUCCAUGGAUCACGGGCGCAGCUGGCGCCCCCUGCAGUUCUACUCUGCAGACUGCCCGGUAAAGUUUGGGCAUCCCUCCCGCACCUCAGCCCCGUCUCGCCACCAGGAAACCGAACCACUCUGCUCAGAUCCCCGGCCUCUGCAGAGGCACAGAGGGGGGCUGGUGCUCGCUUUCUCCACUCUGGAUGGCCGCCCCUCCUCCGCUGACUUUGACUACAGCCCCGUGCUUCAGGAUUGGGUGACUGCCACGGACAUCAAAGUGGUGUUUCACCGGCACCAAAGCAAACAGCUGCAGGAAGAGUUGGGCAGGGGCGAGGGCACCGCUUUGAGAUGGAGGGCUGGGUCUACGGGUGAAGGAAGUAUCCACACAGACAGGGCAGGAGACCAACGGACUUGGGGGAGACCGACGACAGGCUUGGUAGAACCAGGCUAUGGCAGGAAAGGAGUUGAGAUAAGGACAAGGGGGAAAUCAUUUAGGGAAAAGGACGCGCAUGUAAAAAAGACAGGAGAAAACAGGAGAGGGGAAGGGGUGCAUAGAAGGGAAAGCAUGCACAGAACCUGGAAGAGGAGUAACAAACAAAGGACAGGUCAAGCAGAAGAUGGGAACAAUGUCACCAGGAAGGAGGAGUCGUCCCAGGAGAGGGGUGUAGCCUCCUCUGGAAAGCGGAGGGGUGAAGGCAAGCACCGUGGCAGGAAGAGAGGAUACCAAAGGAGGACGUGUGUGGGCGGAGUCUGUGACUGGAGUGUUGGGGGAGGUGUGAGGAGCUCCAGAGACCGCGAAUUGAGGAAAAGGAGGAACAACAGCCUGAGUGUGGUGGCUCAGUCGAGACAGAGAAGUAGGAGCCUUCAGCAACCCCCGAGACCUCCGUCCUCCCUCUCCUCCUUCUCCUCUCUCUCCGCUCCGUUCUCCAGCCCUCCCCUCUCGCUCUCAGACCUGCAGGUGGGUGGGCGGUGUAAGUGUAACGGGCAUGCCUCCCGGUGCCGGCGCGAUGCCCAGGGGCGAGCUGUAUGCCAGUGUGAGCACCACACCGCCGGCCCUGACUGUGACGUGUGCCAGCCCUUCUACUGCGACCGACCCUGGCAGCGCGCCACACCCACCCAGCCGCACCCCUGCAUCCCCUGUGAGUGUAGUGGCCACUCUUCGAAGUGCAGGUUCAGUAUGGAGGUGUUUCAGCAAUCGGGGCGACGCAGUGGAGGGGUGUGUCUGAAGUGUAGGCACCACACCGCCGGGCGUCACUGUCAGUACUGUCAAAAUGGCUACACCCGGGAUCACAGCAAGCCGAUGACCCACCGCAAGGCCUGCCGACCCUGUCAGUGUCACCCCAUGGGGGCUGUGGGAAGGUGGUGUAACCAGACGUCAGGGCAGUGUCUGUGUCGGGACGGGGUGACGGGGGUGAGGUGCAACCGCUGUGCCCCUGGGUAUCAGCAGGGGCGGUCCCCAAUCAGGCCCUGCCUCCGAAUCCAGGAGGUAGUCCCUACAACCCCUGUUUACCAGCCACAGUACAGCAUAGCUGAGGAGUGCAGUUCCUACUGCCAGCCGUCCCAGGUUAAAGUGAAAAUGAACCUGGAAACGUACUGUUUGAAGGACUACGUGCUGAAGGUGCAGGUGAGGGGAAUGGAGCGUUCGGGGCCCUGGUGGCAGUUCUCGGUGUGGGUCCAGACCGUGUUCCGCGUCGGGGAGUCCCGGGUGCGGCGGGGGCAGCAGGCCCUGUGGGUGCCUGACCGGGACCUUGGCUGCGGCUGCCCCGCCCUGCAGGUGGGGCGCACCUUCCUGCUGAUUGGAGGAGAGGACGGGCAGAGCUGGGGCCCAGAGGACAGCAGGCUGGUGGCGGACCGCUCCUCGCUGGCUCUGCCGUGGAGGGAGCACUGGAGCCCCAAGCUGAGGGGGUUCCGGGGGCAGGACAGGAGGGGCCGGUGCCCCGCUGACCCCCAGAGAAACUCCACUCGCUCCCCCUCCCACUGGUACCCCCACCAGGAGUUCACCCCUCCACACCUAGAGCCCCCACCCCCACGUCCACAGCCACUGCCACCCACAGAGACUGGGCAGCCACUUCACACGCACACCCUGCAGAAACCGCAUCCCACAGAGGAGGCCGGAAGCCCUCUACACCGACACACGCAUCACACACACCCUCCAGUGCAGGAGGAGGAGAACCUGCAGCCCCCCAGUGACGGUCUGCCUUCCCCGGGCCCGCCUCUCAGACCUCCCACACAGCCGCCCCGCUACAGACCCGCACACGGAGGGAAGCAUUCCCCCGCCGCACCCACCCCCACACAGCCGCCCCAGCCCCCACACUGACAGCGCAGCGUAGGGGGUCUCAAUGUCACGGCAGUGUGGCUGAGUGACCUCACCCCCCAUUGUGACUCUAUGUGAGGCAGGGGUGACUGAUGACUCGUGUGGGCGUGCCCCCUGCCCCAGGGAGACAGGUGAAGCAGCGCUGCACGUCUUAAAAUGCUCCGGGGGUUAUUUCUGACUUGUCACCCCCAGCCAUCGGAACAAAGCGCAGUUGUAACAGACGUGUCCCGUGGCAGGUGAGCAGCGAGAAGAAAGGGUGACCUUUAGGACUGUGCAUCUAUUCCUGACCUCGCAGCACCAGAAUAAGGACAGUCAAGGACAUAGUACUCAUUCCCUGCCUUCACUAAUGCUGCUUAUACCCUGAACUAGAGGCCUGGGGCCACAGGAUGUUAGUGGGAUCCUGUUCAGGAGAAAUAGAAUGGCUUUGUUCACAGAUAUCAUAGCAAACGAAAUCUCACUGGAUAGUUUAUCAGCCUUAUUCUGUCUUAAUUACAGACACUUGGGACAACAUCAAAAGGGGGUUGGAUAUCCGGGUCUGGUUCAGAGAUUUUCAGCUUCAUAUUCCACAUACUAAAACCUUUUUAGGAAGGAGGGAGCCUUUGAAAAUGUGCUACUGAUCCCCCUGUGAUCGCAGUAUUGGGAUGGAAGGAUACACGCAGGAGUGAUCCUGCCACAGCUCUUCCGCCAUUUUAGAAUUUAUCAAAAUGUGAUGAGGUCAGCAAGCAAGAACUUCAUCUCUAUUACUAUAAAAUCUAUAUUUUGUUAUUUAAUUUCAUAUAAGUAUUUAUCAUUGUAUCAAAAAUAUGUAGUUGAGCG
This is a messenger RNA of Conger conger (European conger), 3976 nucleotides long. RefSeq names its product netrin 5 (gene ntn5). Lineage: Eukaryota; Metazoa; Chordata; Actinopteri; Anguilliformes; Congridae. The coding region runs from base 452 to 3163 and encodes 903 amino acids. The transcript is spliced from 8 exons. The record is from RefSeq and is a predicted model, not a curated record. Gene Ontology annotation, molecular function: protein binding.